Messenger RNA from Adineta ricciae, 486 nucleotides. NCBI's taxonomy places the organism in Eukaryota, Metazoa, Rotifera, Eurotatoria, Adinetida, Adinetidae. The record is from the annotation of a GenBank genome assembly.
AUGUCUGUUACACUACACACGGAUUUAGGUGAUAUCAAAAUCGAACUCUACUGUGAUCAAUGUCCGAAAGCUUGUGAGAAUUUCUUGGCCUUGUGUGCAAGUAAUUACUACGAUAAUUGUUUAUUCCAUCGAAAUGUAAAAGGUUAUAUGAUUCAAACUGGUGAUCCAACGGGAACUGGCAAAGGUGGACAGAGUAUUUGGGGUGAAUAUUUUCCAGAUGAAAUUGAUCCUCUUUUGAAACAUAGUCAACGAGGAAUCGUUUCGAUGGCCAGUCGAGGUGCAGAUACGAAUGGCUCGCAAUUUUUUAUAACCUAUAGUAAACAAGCGAAUCUUGACGGAAAAUACACUGUAUUUGGCAAAGUUAUUGAUGGAUUUGAAACUCUCGAUGAAUUAGAAAAAGUCUCGGUGAACGAAAAAACAUAUCGACCAGAAACAGACAUUCGAAUACAACGUGCUACUAUUCAUGCCAAUCCACUAGCUGAUUAG